AUGCUCGCAGCGCUGAUUGGCUGCGCCAGCCUCGCCAACGGAGUUGCUAUACUGAAUAAUUUCAAGAGAGAAACAAGCAGUGCUAUUCUAGCCGGUUUCAAUGCCGAUCCCAACAUCGCCGUCUUUGGCAACACAUACUACAUCUACCCCACGACUGACGGGGACCCGGGAUGGAAUGCGAAGGACUUCUACGUUUGGAGCUCCAAGGACCUAGUACAGUGGUCACGAUCAGAAAAACCCAUUCUCACUUUCAACCAAGCCAACACCGACCCAGAAGUGCCCAAGGUGCCAUGGGCAAACAACGAUGCGUGGGCACCGACAAUCAUCGAGCGCAGUGGAAAGUACUACUUCUACUUCAGCGGCAACAAUACUGCCUACAGCGACGAUGUCCAGAAAACUAUUGGUGUCGCCGUGGCUAGCUCACCCACGGGCCCAUUCGUACCCCAGGCCAAAGCGAUGAUUUACAACAAUGAGGCUGUCACGGCUACCGUGGCCAUUGACCCAGCCGCGUUCCUCGAUCCUGUGUCGGGGAAAUAUUACUUGUUUUGGGGCAAUAACAAAGCUCUUUACGCCGAGCUCAACGACGACAUGUUGUCCAUUAAACAGGAUACGCUCGCUGCGGUGGCAUGGGAUGGUACUUUCCCUGCCGAGAAUGAGUAUUUCGAGGCCCCCUUUAUGGUCUAUCGCGAUGGUUUAUACCACUUUACCUAUUCUAUCGACGACACACGCUCUGUCAACUACCGCGUUGGAUAUGCGACUUCAUCAAAAAUUAGUGGGCCGUACACGUACCACGGUAUUGCGCUACAGAAGGACGAAGCUGGUGGUUUGCUGGCCACAGGGCAUCAGUCCAUCAUCAAUGUUCCUGGUACGAGUGACUGGUACAUAUGCUAUCAUUAUUAUUCCAGUAACGGGGGAGAUGGGACCAAGCGCCAAGUAACCAUCGAUGUGCUAAACUUCAAUGCCAAUACUGGCCUGAUUAACGUCGUUAAGCCAACCGUCGGGGGUGUGCCGGCGCAGACCAUUCCAUAG
This is a messenger RNA of Pseudomassariella vexata, 1029 nucleotides long. Its product is annotated as glycosyl hydrolase. NCBI's taxonomy places the organism in Eukaryota, Fungi, Ascomycota, Sordariomycetes, Amphisphaeriales, Pseudomassariaceae. Gene Ontology annotation, molecular function: hydrolase activity, hydrolyzing O-glycosyl compounds. The transcript is spliced from 2 exons. Bases 1 to 1029 code for a protein of 342 amino acids. The record is from RefSeq and is a predicted model, not a curated record. Gene Ontology annotation, biological process: carbohydrate metabolic process.